Branchiostoma belcheri (Belcher's lancelet) is the source of this 1877-nucleotide messenger RNA. Its product is annotated as polyamine oxidase-like. The record is from RefSeq and is a predicted model, not a curated record. Lineage: Eukaryota; Metazoa; Chordata; Leptocardii; Amphioxiformes; Branchiostomatidae. The transcript is spliced from 9 exons. Gene Ontology annotation, molecular function: oxidoreductase activity. The coding region runs from base 17 to 1480 and encodes 487 amino acids.
GGGGACACUGGUCCUGAUGCUGGUUGCCAUGGCAGCGGUCAGUUGUAAGAGCGUGACCGAGGAGCGGAAGGUCGUUAUUGUCGGUGCGGGCAUCGCGGGCAUCGCCGCCGCCAAAACCCUACAAGAGAACGGGGUGGAGGAUUUCGUCAUCCUGGAGGGGUCCGACAGAAUCGGGGGCAGAAUGAGACAGGGGGAAAUCGGCGGUGUAAAAGUUGAAAUAGGGGCCAACUGGGUGCAAGGUCUCGGCAGCAACCCGAUCUGGGACCUGGCAAAAAGAUACAACAUAUCGGGAAAGAUAUCUGACUACGAUGACGUCGUCGUUCGAAACAAAACCGGAAGUGACGUCACCGCCGAGGCGGAAGAAGUGUGGGAGAGGUUUGGAACAGCACAAGAGUACCUGGAGACUUGGAGGAAAAACAUUCGUGAUGACAAGCUGCCAGACGUGUCGAUCCGAGUCGCCCUGAAGCUGGGAGGAUGGAAGGUGAAAACCCCGCUGGAGAAGGUCAUAGAAUAUUUUGAUUAUGAUUUUGAAUACGCAGAUCCGCCGGAAGUGACGUCAGUAAACAACACAGGUUGGAAUAGUAAGGACUUCACAGAAGAAGAAUACUUCGUCACUGACCAGCGGGGGUUUCGACAUAUUGUGGAGAGGCUGUCGGAGUUUUUGUCCCCAAACGACAGCCGCCUGCAGUUAAACAAAGUUGUGCAGACGGUGAGCUGGACGGACGCAGGCGUGACUCUCACGGCGGCAGACGGCUCCACGUACCGGGGAGAGUACGGGCUGAUGACGGUCAGCGUCGGCGUGCUGGAGAACGAAGUCAUCGACUUCACACCUGAUCUUCCACCAUGGAAGGUUGAGGAGAUCUACCAGUUCAGGAUGGGGCAGUACUGCAAGAUUUUCCUCAAAUUUCCCCGCAAGUUUUGGGACGACAAUGAAUACAUCCUGUAUGCCGGGUCUCUCUGGCCCCAGUAUGCCAUGUGGCAAAACCUGGAGGCAGAAGGGUUUUUCCCAAACGGCACCAACAUUUUGCUGGUUACCGCUGCGGCGUCUGAAGUACAGCGGGUCGAGCUUCAGUCUGACGAGACGACCAAACAGGAGGUGAUGGCGGUCCUCAGGAACAUGUACGGCAACAACAUCCCCGAGCCGGAGAGCAUCUUAGUACCCAGAUGGCUGACUAACCCGCUGUUCUUCGGUGCGUACUCCAACUGGCCUGUCCACGUGUCUGCGCGGGACUUUGAGAAGCUGGCUGCGCCGGUGGGACGUCUGUACUUCGGAGGGGAGGCAACACAUCCGCGGUACAACGGCUACGUGCAGGGAGGGUACCUGUCCGGAAUUGACCAGGCCAAUGCCAUCCUCAAAUGCAUGCAGCAGGGGGUCUGUAAGUCUUACCAGCCUGACGUGAGUUCAGGAGCGGUAGUCACUCCAAUCUCUGUCGCCCUGCUCCUCCCUAUCAUGACAGCCAUGUUUCUGCUACAUGGUUAAGGUCUCAUUCUAUGUAUUACUCCGAUUGGGUAAAAUAGCACCGACUCAAGAAGUAAACGGCGUAUGAACGUGUGUAUAUAUUUCCUUUUUAGUCAGCUCAACGGACCUAAAACGUCAAAGUAGUGAAAUCUUAUUUGUAAGUUAGCAAGUCACUAUAAUUAUAUAGCGGUAGAUGUGCGUGUGCACUACGUGUAAUGACAAUGCGGUUUGUUAAAGCUGCAUUAUGUAACAUUACGACGAUACAAAAAGUAAUUUUUCUGGUCAUUUCUUUACAAAGUAAGGUGAAUCAACCCUAUUCCAGUGCAAUUAAGUGUCUUUUAGGAAGAGCAGGUACCAAAAUAUGACGUCUUACGAGUGUGUUAAAAACACAGCUGUCGGCCAUGUUUGUUUACAUCCU